AUGAGGUGGCCCUCGUUGUUGGGAGUGAUUCUAUUGUUACGGGAAUCCAUUUGUGAUCCGAAGAUCGCGACAAAAUCGCAACGGUUCGAAGUGCGGGAGGGGAGCACGGUCGAGUUGCCAUGUCAUGUCGACGAUUUGGACACCGAUGACACGAUCACUUGGGAGACCUCGGAGGGAACGAUUUCGCUGGAUGAGGAGAAACUGACAAACGAUGAUAGUCUAGAUGUGAGAAAAGAUGGAUCGGACAUGAUCUUAAUAAUCCGAAACGUCGAGCCGCAACACUCACGUCAAUUCACGUGCAAGUUGCCCGCCAACGACGCCUCGGUCACCCAUGAAGUUGUCGUUGUUUCCUCGCCAAGUGUGAGUAUUUCGCCGGAUUUGAGCGAAAUGACCACGCGGAAGGGAGAUAAAGUGACGCUGCGGUGUCAGGCCACCGGAAACCCCGCGCCCGAGAUCCAAUGGUCCAAGAAGGGUGGCCAAAUCGAGCGCGACGUGACCAGAAAGGGCUCCCACUCGCUGAUUUUCACCGCCGAUCUCAACCACCAGGGUGUCUACAUCUGUUCGGCGAGAAACAAAAUCGGAGAAGCUCGUCGCCAAAUCGAUCUCAAAGUCUCCGCAAACGGCAAUCAGUUGCAAGGGGAAGGAGUGAAACCGUGGAUUCGGACCGAUUUCGGAUAUUUGCCUGUACAUCGGGGAAACUCCGUGAACAUCUCGUGUCGUUUUGACGGAAAUCCCCCGCCGAAUCUCGAUUGGUACUUCAAUGGGUACAGGGUAAAGAUGAACGACGCAAAAUUCAAAGAUGCUAAAGAGUACGAUCAACGCGAGAAAAACUACACACUGUCGACGCUGGAGGUGCAUAAUCUUGACCCAGACAUGUUCGGUGACUACUCGUGUCAAGCGUCGAACAAUUUUGGCUCCGCCAUCGAAGUGAUUCAUGUUUCCGGCAAUCCCGGCCCACCCGAGCUUUCCGUCGAUGGAACGAGCCUCAAAUGGAGUGUCCAAUCAAAAGCGCCGAUUCUCGAGUACCGCGUUUUGUUCCGUUUCCUCAAACAGGACACGUGGACCGGCAAGAAGAGUGUCAGCGCUGAUCUGAGAGAUCAAACAGGUGCCGAUCGCUACUCGAAUUCGAUUGAUUUAGCUUCGUUUCUGCAAAGGGGGACGACUUACGAGGUUCAGCUGGAAGCUCGAAAUGCGGAGGGUUGGGGCUCGUUGGCGCGGAAAUUCGUCACCGUUGAUGUGCCCGGAAGUGAUGAAGCCUCGCCCGGUUCGGCCUCCACACACUUGGUCGCGUUGCUCGUCCUCGUCACCGUAUGGCUCAACUUG
This is a messenger RNA of Mesorhabditis belari, 1323 nucleotides long. The record is from the annotation of a GenBank genome assembly. Lineage: Eukaryota; Metazoa; Nematoda; Chromadorea; Rhabditida; Rhabditidae.